Molecule: messenger RNA, 1651 nt
Organism: Haplochromis burtoni (Burton's mouthbrooder)
Lineage: Eukaryota; Metazoa; Chordata; Actinopteri; Cichliformes; Cichlidae
Product: interferon-induced protein 44-like
Exons: 5
Coding region: 430-1233 (267 amino acids)
Source: RefSeq, a predicted model, not a curated record
GGCCUCGGAUAAAGCGGAUGAAGAUGGAUGGAUGGAAAAUCAAAGUCUUUUGACCUGUUUGAUCAUUUGUUAACUUAUGUUUAAUGUUCUUCAAUUUACUUUAAACCCAUCUGUGGGUGUCACAUUUUUGCUCAUUCUGAUGUCAGUGUAAGUGAUUCUCUGCUAUUAAAUAUUAUAUAUUCAAAUUGUUACAGCAGCACAAACGUCUGAGUCACAAUGUGGAAUUCACAUAGUUUCACAUGGUGACACAGAAAUGCUUAUUUGGUUAUUUCAGGCUUCUGAAAUUGCAGGUAGUAGAAAACAGAUGUCAGCCUGUCUCAGUAGUACACCCCUCAAGUGUUUUGUUUGUUUGUUGUGUUAUUUUGUGUUUGUUCAUAACACUGUUGUGUAAACUGUAAGUGCACACUAAAUCCUAUUGUAAUUUUCUGAAUGAACAGUGAAAGAGAGCGAGACCUGCAGCUUGUCAGAGAUUACAAGCCUCACAAAGAUGUCCAGCAUCUCAGAAUUAUGCUUCAUGGACCACCAGGUGCUGGAAAGUCCAGCUUCAUCAACUCUGUGGACAGUACUUUAAGAGGCAAAAUCGCAACUCGAGCAUUGGCAGAUGCAACCUCUGGUGACAGUUUCACUACAACAUACAGGACAUUUAAAAUUCAGAAAGGAAAUCCAAAAACUUUUUACUCUUUUGUCUUCAAUGACACCAUGGGGCUUGAGAGGGGCGCUGAGAGAGGAAUUCAUGUAGAAGACAUCAAACUUGCCAUUAGUGGACAUGUCAAAGAAGGUUACACGUUCAAACCCACAGCUCUCUUGCGUGAAUCGGAUCCUAACUACAACAGUUCUCCUACUUUAGAUGACAAAGUCCACAUUCUGGCUUUUGUUAUUCCUGCUGACACAGUGAGCAUGAUCAGUGAUGAAACUUGGAGGAAGAUGAAAGAAGUCAGACUACAUGCUCGUGACAAAGGGAUCCCACAAAUAGCCAUCAUGACCAAAAUUGAUGAAGCCUGUCCCGAAGUAAAAAAAAACAUAAAGAACGCCUACAGGAGCAAGUACUUGAAUGACCAGAUGCAAACAGUAAACAGGAGCCUGGGUAUUCUACUGAACUGCAUCUUCCUCGUGAAGAACUACCACAAAGAAAUUGUGACAGAUGACAGCAUGGAUUCACUGAUACUGUGUGCACUGAAAAAGAUCAUUGACUAUGGAGAGGACUACCUGAAUGACCAGGAUAUGAAUGAUUGAAUGAAUGGUCCAGGAGGACGAUAUUUCAUCCCACUAUAUACUUGAGUGUAUAUUGUUGGGUUGAAUAAUCCUGGCCUGUAACAAAUGUUUGAGGGGGAUAGAAAAUGAAAAUGCUCAGUUACUCUUCAGGUUAUUUUGCUUUGCUAUCAUUACAAUCACAGUCACACAAAAAGUGAAUUUCAUCAGAAACUUUAUUGUACUGAUUUUUGUCUUGUUCUUAUUUUAUUUCACUUUUUUUUUCUUUUGUAAAUUAAAUCCAAAUAACCUUCACAGAAAAUCAAUAUGUACUUUUUGUUAUUUACUGUAUAUUCAAAAUGAUAAUGGCAUGAAGAAUGACACAUUUAUGCUUGUAACCUGUUACCUGCUGUGUAACUCAAAUAAAUCUUUUCAACCCUUGAUGUGAGACUGUUCUCUGUGA